Messenger RNA from Caenorhabditis remanei, 1059 nucleotides. RefSeq lists its product as uncharacterized. The transcript is spliced from 5 exons. Lineage: Eukaryota; Metazoa; Nematoda; Chromadorea; Rhabditida; Rhabditidae. Bases 1 to 1059 code for a protein of 352 amino acids. The record is from RefSeq and is a predicted model, not a curated record.
AUGUGGAAGAAUACUUCCCAGAAGGAUUGUCAGUUAUACAUCCCGAUGAAAGCCAAGGCGAAGGACGAACGCCAAAUAGGGGCUCACACAAACUUCCUGCCGCAGUACAUUGUCAUAUUUGCUAUAAAAACAUUAGUGGUCCUAUCAACAACGUCGAUUAUAUUAAGCCAUGUGAUUGUCAACUAUUGUGCAACUCGGAACAGAAAGAAAUUCGGAGAAGCUAAAUGCAGCAACUGCGGUCAGGGGAAUACGAUUCCACGAUCAACCAAAAUGCUUCAAUCGAAGAAAACGGACAGGAUAAGUAGCUGCUGUUCUGACAAUGCACCCCCUUGCACGGCAUGCCACGACAAAAACUAUCAAUACAAACCGUUUCAAGAGAAGUUACAAGUACAACUCGGCUACAAAAUUAGUCCAUGUUUCUGCAGAAGAGUAUUUCAUUACGGUUGUCUCCGUCCGUUUAUUGAAGAAAGACCAUUGUGUUCAAAAUGUAGCGUUGUUUACUCCGGCUUCGAGCCUGCUACUCCAAUGCAAUUCUUCAGAAACAAAUGGGCUUGGUUCAUCGUUUAUAUAUCAAUACUAUCCAUCUUCACUACUCUAUUCGUACUGGCUGUGAAAAACUCACUAGUAUUCACAAAACAGAGUAGCAAUAAAGAUGACAUAAACAAGGAGAUUAUGCUCACAAUUCUUUCCGUAUUUUUUUUCGUUGUGAUCGCUUCCACGAUGCUGAGCGUCAUCAAGUAUUCCAUAUCCACCGGUAUUCCGAAGUUCAAAAUCACACACGGAAAAGUUACUUUGAAACCGUAUAAAAACGGAAGCCAACUGAAGUCGCCAGACGACGACCUCAGCCCAUCAUCAGAAAAAGAUUUCGAAGAAAUUCCCUUAAAUGAUCUCAGAACAGAAUCAGCCGGAGAUGUGGAAGAGCCUAUCGAAAACGCUCGAGGCAACGAUAAUGACGACAUGACACUCGGACAACACAUGUUCGGAGUGUAUGCAACUCAUCAUUCCUCGUCAACACCUAUCGACAAACCAUCACUGGAAUUUGUAUUCAACUCGGUUUAA